This is a messenger RNA of Emericellopsis cladophorae, 2709 nucleotides long. RefSeq names its product Mitochondrial respiratory chain complexes assembly protein-like protein. Lineage: Eukaryota; Fungi; Ascomycota; Sordariomycetes; Hypocreales; Bionectriaceae. The coding region runs from base 1 to 2709 and encodes 902 amino acids. The transcript has 2 exons. Gene Ontology annotation, biological process: mitochondrial protein processing; protein-containing complex assembly. Gene Ontology annotation, molecular function: ATP-dependent peptidase activity; metalloendopeptidase activity; ATP hydrolysis activity. The record is from RefSeq and is a predicted model, not a curated record. Gene Ontology annotation, cellular component: membrane; m-AAA complex.
AUGUCACGACUUCUACGACAACCCGCGCAGCUGGCGCGCCUCGCACGGCUAUCGAACCCCCAGCUGUUGAGACGAACGCUCCAGCCCUCGAUUCUCUCGCGGUCAAUAGCGCCCAGCCCAUCGGCCAUUCGCUGCACCACACCUUGGCGCCCGUACUCGACGAACAACAAAUCAGAGCCCAAAGACAAGGCCAAGAAGGACGACGGGAAUCAGUCCAAGCCUGCCACGGAGGAAACGAAGAAGGAUGAAGACGAGUGGUCAUUGCCUCUGCCUGAGGGCUGGGUGUACCUCUCCAAGCCGCAAAUGGAGGCGUUUGUUCGCCAUCUCAGCAACGGCCCGCCGGCGUACACUGAGCAGAUGAAGAUGGUGUUGCGCCUCGUUGAGAAGUCGGGUGUGCCAAAGGAGGCCGUUGAUGUCAUCCAGAAACUACGGACGAAUGGCAAGCUGUCCAUCAUCGACAAGGGCCGACUUAUGCGCUACUCAGUUCAGAUCGCUUCACGAGCCGCGGAGAUCGAUGCGCAGACUGGUGGCGCCCUGGGCAAGAUGAACACCGACAAGAAACCCUCAACAGACUUCAACCAAAAUGAGAAGCCCGGUGAGGAACCAAAGAAAGAGGAGGAGAACAAGACAUCGGAGGGCAAGGAGGGGUCAGCCCAAGAGAGUAAGUCGGACGCCGAUUCGCAACAGCAGGCAAAGCGUCCGGGGAAAGCUGGACAGCCCGGCUCGCCAUUUGGCGGCGGUGGCGGCGGCGGCGGAUGGGGUGACAGUCUGCAGUCCAUACUGCUGCUCCUCAUUAUCAUGUUCGGGUACGAUUUCCUGUUUAACCGCAGCGUCAGCAAGGAGAUUACAUGGCAAGAGGCCAGAGUCAACUAUCUGGACAAAGGCCUGGUCACCAAGAUGGUUGUAGAAGACGACAGCAGGGUCCUUCUGCAACUGGUGCCCGAGGCCCAGGCCGGGCAGCCCCAGCUCGCCUUCUCCAUCGGCUCGAUCAAGUCGUUUGAGCGCCAACUGGAGCAGGCGCAGGAUGCCCUCGACAUCCCCCCCAACGAACGCAUCCCAGUCAGCUACGAGAAGGGUGGCAGCACGCUGGGCAACCUAUUCCUGGCGUUCGGCCCGACCCUCCUGUUUGUUGGUAUCAUCAUCUGGACAUCGAGGAACAUGGCUGGGCGAGGUGGUGGCGGCGGCAUCAUGGGGUUCAGCAAGAGUAAGGCCAAGCGCUUCAAUGCCGAGAGCUCCGUCGGCGUCAAGUUUGCCGAUGUCGCUGGCUUGGAGGAGGCCAAGGUGGAAAUCACCGAGUUUGUCAGCUUCCUGAAGAACCCCCAAAAGUUCGAGAAGCUCGGUGCCAAGAUCCCACGCGGCGCCAUCUUGGCCGGUCCUCCCGGUACUGGUAAAACGCUGCUGGCCAAGGCGACUGCUGGCGAGUCUGGCGUGCCGUUCUUCAGUGUCAGCGGCUCGGAGUUUGUCGAGAUGUUUGUUGGUGUUGGUGCUUCGCGUGUCCGUGACCUGUUCGCCGAAGGUCGCAAGAACGCGCCCUGCAUCAUCUUCAUUGACGAGAUUGAUGCCAUCGGUCGUUCGCGUCAAGAAGGCAAGGGAGGUUUCGGUGGCAACGACGAGCGCGAGGCUACGCUCAACCAGAUCCUGACGGAGAUGGACGGAUUCAACACUCGAGAGCAGGUCGUUGUGCUUGCCGGCACCAACCGAGCCGACGUCCUUGACAAGGCGCUGAUGCGUCCUGGUCGUUUUGACAGGCACAUCUACAUUGACCGCCCGACGCUCAAGGGCCGCAAGGAGAUCUUUGCCGUGUACCUGAAGAAGAUUGUGACCAACGAGGACACGGAGCAUCUCAUUGGUCGCUUGGCGACGUUGACUCCUGGCUUUGCCGGUGCUGACAUUGCCAACGUCGUCAACGAGGCCGCGCUGAUUGCUGCCCGAGCCAACGCCGACGAGGUCAAGAUGAUGCACUUUGAGCAGGCUAUCGAGCGAGUUAUUGGUGGCCUUGAGCGCAAAUCGCUGGUGCUCAAGCCCGAAGAGAAGAAGACUGUUGCAUACCACGAGGCCGGCCACGCCAUCUGCGGUUGGUUCUUGGAGCACGCUGAUCCGCUGCUGAAGGUGUCUAUCAUCCCUCGAGGGCAGGGUGCUCUGGGUUAUGCCCAGUACUUGCCCCAGGAUGCCUAUCUCAUGAACACCAACCAGCUGAUGGACCGCAUGGCCAUGACCAUGGGAGGUCGCGUAUCGGAAGAGCUCCAUUUCCCGACUGUCACGACCGGAGCCAGCGACGACUUCAAGAAGGUGUCUCAGAUGGCACGCAAGAUGGUCAUGGACUGGGGCAUGUCCGAGAAGGUGGGCCCCGUUCACUUUGAGGACAACCCCAACGCCGUGACCAAGAGUCAUUCAGAGGCCACUUCACUCCAGAUCGACGGCGAGGUCGAGCGCAUCGUCCGCGAGGCCUACCAGCGGUGCAAGGACCUCUUGACGGAGAAGAAGAAGGAGGUGGGACUCGUGGCCGAGGAGCUCCUCAAGAAGGAGAUGCUCGUGCGGGACGACAUGGUCCGACUGUUGGGCAAGAGGCAGUUUGGCGACAACAACGAGGAGUUUGAAAAGUACUUUGGCGGCGGUCAGGGCGCCAACCCGAUCGACACGGACAACCCCGACCAACCUACACCGGCCCCUGCCUUCACAAAACUACCCACCGAGGAGUCGAGAAGGUGA